This is a messenger RNA of Fundulus heteroclitus (mummichog), 1601 nucleotides long. RefSeq lists its product as uncharacterized. Bases 745 to 1587 code for a protein of 280 amino acids. NCBI's taxonomy places the organism in Eukaryota, Metazoa, Chordata, Actinopteri, Cyprinodontiformes, Fundulidae. The record is from RefSeq and is a predicted model, not a curated record. The transcript is spliced from 9 exons.
CACUCCACCUGCUGCUACUCCACCUGCUGCCACUCCACCUGCUGCCACUCCACCUGCUGCCACUCAGAGCAGGCCCCUGACGGCUGCCGGCGUUAACGCUCUGCUGGCACGUGGGAAGCAUUUGUCUCCCUCACAGUUGGCACGAAAAAUUGUUUCUCCAGCCAAACCCUCUCCAGUGCCACGUGUCCCCUCUCCGUCUACAUCCGCUGCCCGCAGACAGCUCUUUAACUGUGACGCUGUUGCUGCUGCUGGGGAUUUUUUUAAGGAGCAAGACGACCAGGAGACGGUGACUGUGGCCUCGCAAGCUGAGGAAAAACUUCCUCAAGAGAAUUAGCACUGAUCCCAGUGUCAGUCUACACUCACUCUUCAAAGCAAAAAGGCGCUGUGGACUCCUGGCCCCGUGUUCCAGCCCCCUGCAGAGCUUCCUGGACACUGGAAGGAGCAUCUUCCAUCUUUCCAGCAGGACUGGAUCCUGAAGGCUUUAUUCAGGGCUAACCCUAAAACAGGGAAGCCAGAGCUGGUGCCACAGCUCACCUCCUGGUGGUCUCCUCCCCAGCCUCCGACCACCUUCACCCAGCCUCCUGCCUCUCCUGAUCUCUUCUUCUGCCGCCCUUUGUUUCUCUGGAUGCCUCUGAAGAUGUUGUCCAUCAUCUGUGUCCAGCCAGCUUGCAAUAGUCACAGGCUGACAGCAGCUGGCCUGUACAGCACUGUGGUCAAGGUGCUGGACAUAGAUGGUGGUAUGAUAUGACCUCAGAGUAUCUAGAAUGCAAAGGGUGCAAGAAGAAGUAUCCGGCCUGGUCAGAGGACAUCCUGGGACAGCUGGACAUCCUGGGACAGCUGGACAUGGGACACAGCAGGAAAUUCUCCGCCCUUCUGACAUACAGCGACUCAUGUGACUACAGAGUGGUCAUCCUGAUGCGGGAGAGAACUCAGGGCAACAGCGUCACGCAGCUUCACAAGAAGCUGCAAGAGGAGCACAGCGCAGCGUGGACCCGCCGCACGCUGGACUACUUUGCUGCCUGUGAGCCCUUCACUGACUCCUGUCUGGUCGAGCCGCCAGUGUUCUCUGCCCCCCCGCCCCUCCCGGCCCUCCCUAAACCCAAGUGGCUUCUGGCUGUGUACGCCAGGGACGUCCUGUCACGGCUGCCUGAGGUAAAGGCCAGAAUAACCUCUGUGUUUGGCUCCGUGCUCAAGAUGGACUCCACCAAAAAGGUUACCAAGAAAGUGGCCGGUGCAGCUGCCAACACAGCUGGGUGGUGCACCAAUGUGGGCAACGAGCACGGCCAGGUUCUGGUGUGGGUCCUGACAGCAGCAGAGGGCCAUGGACUGUGGCCCAUGGCGGCUGGUCUUAUGAGGCGCUACAGGGAGGCAGGAGUGGCGCCUCCUGUCAUAAUGUAUGUGGAGCGGGACUGCUGCAGCCCCCACGGACAGUCACAGGUCAGGGCCAUGUUCGCUGAGUGGAGGGAGCUUCAGGUGCGCCUGGACAUCUGGCACUUCAUGCGGCGUUUUGCAGCAGGAGUCACCACUGAGGCUCAUCAGCUGUAUGGAAUAUUCAUGGCUCGACUGUCCAGUGUCCUGUCUCAAUAAGAUGCCACAAAGAG